AUGCAUAUUACCUCUAUUGAACAAGCAUAUGCGUUUUACAAAUCAUGUGCUAAGUUAGGUGGUUUUUCUACUCGGAAGGGUGGUGAAGUACCCAGUGGUGGUAUAAUCAAAACUAAGUAUUUUGUUUGUUCUAAAGAGGGUCAUAAGCCAUUGUGUAUUGAAGAUCGUUAUUUGAAGUCAAAAAAGCAAUUCAAAUCAAGGAACAGGGGGACUAUUAGAACCGGAUGCCAAGCUCAACUUAUGAUUUGCACGGUGGAUGGUAGAUUAUAUACAGUAAAGAGUUUUGUUGAUCGCCAUGAUCAUAAGUUUGUAUGUCCACAUGAUAUUCAUAUGCUGCUAGCGUACAGACAAUUGUCAGAUUUCCAUAUAACGAAGAAACAUUGUGGUGGUUUCGAGAACGUUGGCGCCACGGUUGAUGAUUGCAAAAAUUUUAGGAAUCGAAUUAACAGCUAUAUAGGAGAAUAUGACGCUGACAUGGUGAUUAGUAGGAUGACCGACAAAAAACAGUAUUUAGUUGAUCAUUCGUUUGAAUAUUCUGUUGAUGAUGAAAAACGGUUAACUGGUUUGUUCUGGGCUGAUGGGUUAUGCAAGCUUAACUUUAUGGAGUUUAGGGAUGUGAUAUCGUUCGAUGCAAUUUUCAAGAUAAACAGGUACAAGAUGGUGUUUGUUCUGUUCACUGGGAUUGACAAUCACUGUCGAAAUGUAACCCUUGGAGCUGGGUUGUUGGCAUUGGAGAGCAUUGAAUCCUAUAAAUGGCUUCUGAAUUCAUUCGUAAAGUCAUUUGGUCGGCAGCCAAAGGUUGUAGUGACGGACCAAGACCCUGCUAUGAAACAGGCUAUUGAGGAGGUUUUUUCUACCAGCAGACACCGAUUGUGCAUGUGGCACAUAAUGAAAAAAGUGGCAGAUAAGGUUGGACACGAGUUGUGCAAUAAUGAUGAGUUUAAAAUGAGGAUGUGCGAUAUUGUAUGGACUGAUUCUAUUGAGCCUGAAGAAUUCGAGAGAUAG
Molecule: messenger RNA, 1005 nt
Organism: Helianthus annuus (common sunflower)
Lineage: Eukaryota; Viridiplantae; Streptophyta; Magnoliopsida; Asterales; Asteraceae
Product: protein FAR1-RELATED SEQUENCE 5-like
Exons: 3
Coding region: 1-1005 (334 amino acids)
Biological process (GO): regulation of DNA-templated transcription
Source: RefSeq, a predicted model, not a curated record